AUGAUCUUCUCCCUGAGGCCAAACGUGCUCAGACAAUCCGUGCAGAUACCCUCUAGAAGAUUACUUGCAACCACGAGUGCACAAACCGCUUCUGCUACACAGUCACCACCACCUUCCCCCUCAUCAACGUCCCCAGCCUCAUCUUCAUCCUCUCAAGCCCCUCUAACGCACUACAAAAUAACACUACAACGCUCUGCCAUCUCCCUCGCUCCACGUAUGAAAGCGACACUUGUCUCGCUGGGGAUUCAUAGACGUUUACAGACCGUUUUCCAUCCUCAUAAUCCUAUCAAUGCCGGCAAGAUUCUGCGGGUGAAGGAGUUGGUCCAUGUAGAGAACGUAUCCGCCGAUGAGGUUAGGACGAAAACGGAACAGAGAAGAGAGAGAAGACCUGCGAGAGGAUAUGUUCGUGUGGCUUCGAAGUUGGGUGAGAGCAUCUGA
Messenger RNA from Somion occarium, 438 nucleotides. NCBI's taxonomy places the organism in Eukaryota, Fungi, Basidiomycota, Agaricomycetes, Polyporales, Cerrenaceae. The record is from the annotation of a GenBank genome assembly.